Messenger RNA from Westerdykella ornata, 810 nucleotides. Its product is annotated as alpha/beta-hydrolase. Gene Ontology annotation, cellular component: extracellular region. The transcript is spliced from 2 exons. Gene Ontology annotation, molecular function: cutinase activity. NCBI's taxonomy places the organism in Eukaryota, Fungi, Ascomycota, Dothideomycetes, Pleosporales, Sporormiaceae. The record is from RefSeq and is a predicted model, not a curated record. Gene Ontology annotation, biological process: carbohydrate catabolic process. The annotation marks the transcript as partial.
GCCACGCCUACUCCCCGCGAUGCGUCCGACUCCUCUACAGACAUGGACGAUGUCAUCGCCGGGAGGACCCCUUGUGCGCCCAACGCCGUGAUUUUCGGCCGCGGCACAUUUGACACGGGGAAUCUUGGUGUGUGGGUUGGUCCCUUCCUGAAGGACGGCCUGCUCAAGGAGUUCAACGGCCGUGUCCACGUGCAGGGCGUGAACCCGGAAGACUACCCGGCGGAGCUGCCGGGCUAUGUGGAAGGUGGGAGCGAGACUUGUGCGAACGCAUGUGCGAAAACGAUUGAUGAUUACGCCGUUGCGUGUCCAAACGCCAACAUCUUCAUAUCGGGGUGGAGCCAGGGCGCCCUCUGUGCUCGCAAAUGCGUCAAUCGUGUCGGCGACGCAGGUAAGGCCCGUCUCAAGGCAAUGGCAACCUUUGGCGACGAAAGCGCGCUGAUGGACUCGCCUCAACCCGUUCCUGCUGGCCUCCCAUUCAAGCUCUUCUGCGUCGAGGACACCGCCGCACCCGACGUCCUCUGCACUUCAACGCUCACAUCGGGCAUCCACCUCCCUACUUCUGUGGACGAAUUCAAUGAGGUCAUGAACCAGGCCUUCACCCAGUUGAAAGCCAUCGCUUCGAAUCCUGGUCAAACCGCUGCCGUGCUGAAGCUGCCUGUGCAGCUAGCGUCUGGGCUGCUGGAUUCUGGCGUCUUUAAGGCUUUUAUGAAGGAUCUGCUUACCGGGAAGGUUAGGCGGUGGCUGGUGUUGCCGCCGCAUUUCAAGUAUGGGAAUAACGGGGAUGCAGCGAAAGCGGCAGCAUGGUUGGCC